Molecule: messenger RNA, 1650 nt
Organism: Entamoeba histolytica HM-1:IMSS
Lineage: Eukaryota; Evosea; Mastigamoebida; Endamoebidae
Exons: 1
Coding region: 1-1650 (549 amino acids)
Source: RefSeq, a predicted model, not a curated record
AUGAUUCAUUUAGAAAAUGUUUUUUUAAAGAAUGUUUUAUUGUAUUUACCAACAUUAAAAGAUGUAGGGAGAUUUGCACAAGUAAGUAAAUCAUGUGAAGAAGCAAUCAAUACGAUUUAUGUCAAUCCAUAUGAAUUAACAAUUCAUCAUUCAUUUGAUGAAAUUAUUCCAUUAUUUCCUAAUUUACAAACAUUUUAUGUUAGAAGAUGUUCAGAACGAUUAUACAAAAUAACAGCAAAUGAUAUUCCACUUAUUGAAAUAGGAGGAUGGAAUGAAAGAACAAAUCAAACAAAAGUAUUUGAUACAAAAUGGUUUUGUUCCAAAAUAAGAAAAAUACGAAUAAAUAUUGAUUUUAGUAUGAAAUUUCAAUUAAAACAUCCAAAUUAUUUUAUUCAAUUACAAGAAUUAGUUAUUAUACAUUCAAUUGAUUUUAAUAUAAUAAAAAAAUUAAUUGAAUUACCAACAUUAAAAAAAGUUAUUAUUAUUUGUAAUAUUCUUGAAAUUCAAGAAUAUUUAGAAAAAAUUAAUGUUAAUAAACAUAAACAAAUCAAUUUUAUUAUUAUUUUAAAUGAAUAUAGAUUUACAAAUACUAAUUUAUUAAAACAAAUUGAUUUUAAGCAAUUUGUUAAUUGUAAAUUUUAUACUAGAAUAUUUAAUAAAUCAACAAUAAGUUUACAUUAUUUACCAUUACUACCAUAUGAAAAUAAAUAUUUAAAUAAUUUUAAAAAAUAUAAUAAUACUGUUUAUAUUGAAAGUGAUAUUUUAGAUAAAAUCGAACAAAUUAAUGAAAUAAUUAAUAAAAAUAAUAUACAAAAUGUUAUUAUUGAAAAUAUUUUAAAUGACUAUGAAGUAAAUAGAAUUGAUUUAACACCAUUUGUUAUUGAAUCAUUAACAAUACAAAAAGUUGAAAAACAAAGUCUUAUUAUUGUUAUUCCAACUAAUUUAAAAUCAUUAACUAUUAAACACUGUAAAGCAUCAAUUGACAUUUCAAAAUGUUAUUUACAAAAAUUAAUAUUAAAUAAUUAUCAAGGAAAAUCAAUUGACAUAAAUGAUGAUAAAUUAAAAAAAAUUGCAAUUAGUUGUAUUCAAGAAAUAAAAUGGUAUCAUAAUGGUAUAUUACUUAAAGAAAAUAACAUUUAUAUUGAUACAAAUCAAAUUACUUCAGCAAUAAUAAAUUCUUGUAAUAAUUUUAUAAAUGUUGAAAACAAUAACAAUUUACAAACAAUCAAUUUUAAAUAUAAUGAUAAAGAAACUAUUUUAAAUGAUAUUCAAUAUUUUACUUUAAGAAAUAAAAAUAUGGAACUUUGGAAUUAUGAAGGAAAAGAAAUUGAUUUUUGUGAAUUUCCUUUUAGUUAUAUUAAUUUACAAAAUUGCCAAUUUGAUUAUUUAAAAUUAAAAUGUAAUUCAAUUAAGUUAACUAAUGUUGAUUGUAAUACUUUAAGUAUAUAUGGAAUUUGUCAUAGUAUUGAUUUAUAUAGUUGUACAAUAAAUACAAUAACGUGUGAUGUUAUUAGAUAUUUAACGUAUAAAAACUCACAAAUUACUGAAAUAAAUACAAAUGAAAUAAUGCUUUGUUUAGGACCAAAAACAAAAGUGAAAAAAUGGAAUAUUAAAAAUUUGAAAAAUAAUGAACAACUUAUUAAACAUUGA